Messenger RNA from Papilio xuthus (Asian swallowtail), 1431 nucleotides. The record is from RefSeq and is a predicted model, not a curated record. Lineage: Eukaryota; Metazoa; Arthropoda; Insecta; Lepidoptera; Papilionidae.
AACAUUACAAUCUCAGUGGAUUAGUUGUGUGCUGACAGUUCAAACUCGUGCAAUGUUAUUAUUGUUAAUAUUAACACUGAUGGAUACAGCGUUAUGCGACAGCAAUGAUGGCGGCAAAGCUCCAAGAAUUCUCCUAAAUGAUGGCAACACCAUGCCUGUUUUCGGUCUCGGGACAUUUUUAGGUUUUGAUGAGAACGGCCAAAAACAAGUUAAAGACAGCGAAGUGGAACUUCCAGUGAUGUGGGCUCUUAACUCUGGAUACAGAUUAAUUGACACAGCAUCUUUAUAUUACAAUGAGGAGCAAGUCGGUCGUGGUAUACAGAAAUCAACUGUGCCAAGAGAAAAUGUCUUUAUUGUAACAAAGCUUGGAUUAAACGAGCAGCGUCAUGUAUUAGAUGCGUUGCGAGCGUCAUUAGCCCGCCUCAACACUUCCUACGUCGAUCUCUAUCUAAUUCAUAAUCCAGUAGCACUAAAGGCCGACCACAGUGGUUUUGAUGUGGUGGACUACGUGGACACGUGGCGCAGCAUGGAGGAAGCCAAGUCGCUGGGCCUCGCUAAGUCCAUCGGCAUCUCCAAUUUCAAUAUCAGCCAGAUCGACCGACUGCUCGAGAACUGUCAAAUUAAACCCGCCGUCUUACAAGUUGAGGUAAAUUUGAAUUUAGCACAGAAUAAACUAAUAGAACACGUUAAAAAGGAAAACAUAGCUGUUAUGGCUUACACACCUUUUGGGGGUCUGUUCAGCAAGAACCCGGGACCACCGCCGCCGCGCAAAGACCACCCGGCUCUGGUCAAACUGGCCAAUAAGUAUAAGAAGACUACGCCUCAAAUUGUAUUACGUUAUCUAGUCCAAAGAGGCGUAAUACCAAUACCGAAAACCGUUCACAAGGAACGCGUAGAGGAAAACAUCGAUAUAUUCGAUUUUGAACUAACUCCCGAAGAGAUGAAGUUAUUAGCGGAAUUCAACAAAGACUAUAGAACAGUGUGGCCGAGCUUUUGGCAGGACCAUCCUUACUACCCAUUCGAAAAGAAAGACGUACCUGACGCCGACAUAUUUAAAGCUGGAUUGAAAGAAUAAAAAACAAUCUAUAAUAUUCUCCGACGAAAAGUGUUGACUUUAAAGAACCCAUUAUAAAUAUGUCUUACACAAAUAAAACUAUAAAUAAGUGUAAUUUUUCAUAGAUCUUGCUAAUAUUAUAAAUGAGAAUGUUUAGAUGUAUGGAUGGAUGUUUGAAGGUAUCUCUAGAACGGCUGAACAGAUCACGAUGAUAUUUGGCAUAUACAUAGAACAUAUUCUGGUUGAACACAAAGGUUACUAAUUAUGUUUUUUAAUUCCGCGCGGACGGAGUCGCGGGCGACAACUAGUAUUUUUAUAAACCUAUGUAGACGAUGUUUGAAAUGUGCUUAUACAAGUAAACUCUUCAAUAAUAAUUA